Molecule: messenger RNA, 906 nt
Organism: Fusarium coffeatum
Lineage: Eukaryota; Fungi; Ascomycota; Sordariomycetes; Hypocreales; Nectriaceae
Exons: 2
Coding region: 1-906 (301 amino acids)
Source: RefSeq, a predicted model, not a curated record
AUGCCUGAAGAGAGAUAUGUUUCUUGUGCUCUCAUACUUGCGCCCGUACUGACUUUCUUAGAACGCCACUACUCUUACGAAUGUAAAGCAACUACUCAGGAGCGUCCGUAUGUGUCGCGUCCAUCACGAUCUCAGCAGUUGCGGAACCCCAAGCUUGUGCCCAAGUUGACAAAUGAGACGUUAAAUCCUCUGGAAAAGAAGGAAGGUGUUGCUGAUGCAGAGUUAGCUAAAGCAGAUGCUGAACGCGCACGCAAGCGCGAGCGCGAGGAGAGAGACGAUGAGUUGAUCGAAUCAUCUACGAAGCGUCACAGAUCUGUAUCCUCUCAUUCGGUAUCUACUUUCUCUACCGGUGCUUCGAGAUCCCCUUCUCCUGGCAAAGAUAGAGCUGCGUCACCUAAAGUCCGAGGACGAAGUCCUUAUUCUGAUAGCUCACGAGGCCGCGAUCGAGACGGCACUCAAAGUCGCAGUCGCAGUUUCAGCUCGAACCGCAGCCGGAGCCCCCGUGUUGAAACUCAACGCAAGCGAUCUGUGUCUGGCGAUGAUCGUUCUCUAGGAACUCAUGAACGUCAUAGUCAGUAUCGAUCUCGCGAUCCACCGCCUUCUGAUAGGGGCAACGCUCAUAUGAAACAAUCGAGGAGGGACUCAUCGGGGUCUCGCAGUCCAGUUGACUACCGAGGUCGACGUGAUGAGGGUUCAAGGUCGCCCCAGUCUAGGGGAAGACGUGAUGAGCGACCCGAUCGGUCUGGUACUCGACACGAGCGUGAGAGACCUGCACCUCGUGGAGGAUUUGAUGGGAGGAGGAAUGGUCGCGGUGGUCGCCAUCAAGAGAAUGCACGAGAGCGAAGUCUGAGCCCUUUUAGUCAACGAUUAGCCAUGACAAAGGCCAUGAAGCAGGGUGGAAGAUGA